AUGACGAGCAACCUCCUUGCUGCCUUGAAGAACCACCAGGGGAAGGGUGUCACCGUCACAACUCACCCGCUUAUCGAGGCUGCCAAGAAUGGCUCGGUGGAUGCUUGUCAGCGAGCUUUGACGGAGCCGAAGGUCAAAGUGGACCAGAAAGACUCGGAAGGCACAUGUGCCUUGAUGUAUGCCGCCGAGGCCGGCCACAUGCACGUCGUCAAAUUCCUAGUGGAGAAGGGUGCACGUGUCUCUGCCAAAGAUGAUACAGGCGAAACCGCCCUGAUGAAGGCUUGCAAAUCUGGGCAUGUCGAUGUGAUCCGCUUCCUCAUCGAUGCGCAGCUGCUCCAACGGAAGAAGAGCAGCAGCAUCAUGGGCUCCGACAGCGCCAAGCUUUUGCAGAUCGAGAAGCAGCGCGUGCUGGACGUCAAAGAUGACGAAGGUGUGACAGCCCUGAUGAAGGCCGCCGAAAGCGAUGAGCUUGAAAUAGCGCGCCAGUUGAUCGAAGAAGGAGCUUCCCUGACCUUAAAAGAUGACCACGGGUGGACGGUGCUUAUGUGGGCAGCACUGGCCGGAAACGUUGACAUUUGUGACAUGCUCGUCAAGAGCUAUGACGCAGCUGCGGACUAUGUGACCGAACGCGGUGAGUCAGCGCUGAUGAAAGCUGCAGCAAACGGGCACUGGGAAGUGUGUGACUUCUUGCUGGAAGAGGGUGCAAAGGUGAACCAGCUGGACUCUGAGCACCAAACUGCCCUUAUGUGGGCAGCAGCCAUGGGGCAUACGGCUGUAGUCCGCGGCCUCAUCAGCAGAGAUGCGAAGGUGGAUCUGCCGAGCAAGGGUGGCAAGACAGCUCUGCUUCUGGCAUGCGCAGUCGGCCGCGAUUCCGUCGUGGCGGACCUUCUGGCUGCCCGGGCUAAGAUCGAGCACCAGGAUGCAGAUGGACAGAACGGCCUUUUUGGUGCCGUUCAGUGUGGCAACAAGGAGCUCGUUUCCUUGUUGAUCCAACACAAGUGCCCUCUCGAAGCGCACACCCAGAGGGGGGAAACACCGCUCAUGUUCGCUGCCAUGAACCAGCAGAUCGACUGUGUGAAGGUUCUAUGCGCAGCCUCAGCUGACGUGAAUGCUGUGGAUGAGAAUGGCCAAAGGGCUAUCGACCACGCCGAGGGCACUCUGAACAGCAAGGUUGUGGAAGUAUUGAGGCAAGCGGCAAAACAAGUGAACAUCCACUGCCCGUCACGUCUCGUCACCGCUUCACCUUUGGGCUGUGCCGCGAAGUCCUGCAGAUCGUUGGCAUCGAAUGGAGGCUCUGACCCCUCACUACGCUCGUGGCAGUUCGUGAGGGAGCCCUCCCUCGCAGGGCGUUCGGCACUGUCCGAGUGGAGUGGGACCAGGUGGGAGGUGCGUAACAUCUACCGUCUGCUCCACCGCAAGCUUUGCCUGGCUCAACAACGCGGGCACUGGGCGUCCUUGCUCGCAGGAGGAUUUGAAGCCUAUGGCCGUGGAGCGCUAAGACCGGUCAUGCCCCAUCCAACUUCUAGUCCAUCGGGGAAGUACGGCAGGACGCAGUCCUUUGGACUCGGCCAAGACUUCUUCUCUGAAGAUGAGGAAGAAGAGGAUGACGAGGUCAUCGAUGUGCAGCCGUUUGUGCGGCCUAGACGUGGCGGUGUUUGUGCCGAGCCAUGGACGAAAGGCUACUACAAGGAGAAGCUGUGGACAAAGCACUCAGCAUGGGAGCGGAUUCUGUUCGACACCAUGAGGGGUGCGACUGUUUUCAAGCAGUUCGGCGACAGAGACAUGGAGCGCUUCAUUCGACCAAUGGAAACUCAUCUGCGGUAUGACGGGGAGCUCUUCGCAGAGGAGGGUGAACGGGCAGACAGCCUUUUCGUUGUGCUCGAGGGAACUCUUGCCUGUUACCAAAGUGGUAUGGCAGAGCCUGUUUUGAAAAAGAAGCAGGGCGAUCUAGUCGACGAGGUGGCUGUCCUGUUCGCGUACCCGCGCAGAUACUCGUUGAAGGCGGAGGGGGAGACGAUCGUGGCAAAGCUUACCCACAGCGAAUAUGUCACCCUCUGCACACGGAUGUCCUUCCGACAGCGCUCUCGGUACAAGCACAUGCUGAAGAGCUCAAAAAUGCUUGAGAUGAUGGAAGAUGAGGCUCUCGAGAAGCUUUGCGAUGCCUUCCACCUUCGCAGGUUUGAUCCUGGUGAAAACAUCGUCACGCAGGGAGAACAAGGCUCCGAGUUCUUCUUGAUUUCGAUGGGGACAGUGCGAGUCUGGGUGAAGAAUGGCGAUGAUGAGCAAGAGUAUGUCAGGCUACACGCGGGGAACCUCUUCGGAGAACGCUCUCUUCUCAAGAACGAGCCGCGCGCAGCAUCUGUGACAUGCGUGACCGAGGUCGAAGUCCUUGUGCUCAGCCGGGGCAAGUUCGAGCGGCUUUUGGGUUCCAUGAACGACCUGCAACAGCAGCAGUAUCUCACAGAUCCUCGAAAACUCAUCGCCGACUUCUACCAGGCUGGCGACAGCCGCGGACCCAGAGGCUCGCUGGACGCGCACAAGCUGGAGGGAACAGUCGGUGAACAAACCUCCUGGUUCGCGGUGUAUAGGCCAACGAGCAAGGACGCCAUUGCAAAGAUGCUGUCCGGCUCGGCAGUCGGGAAGGGCUUGAACGUGAAAGGAAAGUCUGCAAAGAAAGGCGUUCUUUCUGGCUUGGUUCCUUUUGUGCAGAUCAGUGAGAACGAGCACAAACAGGUCAUUGAGGAGUCGCCAGCAGAUUCGCGGGUGGUCGUGUACUACAAGUCUAAGGCUGCCAGAGAGGAAGCACGCAAGGUGCUGCAAGCUGUCCUCGCAGAGACUGUGUCGUCGGUAAAAAUCGAUGACCGGUCUCUCAAAGACGAGGACUCGUAUAAACCUGAUGUGUGGGGCAUCGACAUGCCGGAGCCCCUCAUGCGGGAGGCCUACAUCAUGCAGAGAGACAUCUCUCCGGUUAUGGGCUGGGAAACAGGCCGCAGAUCUGAGCCCGCCUUCAUGGACAUGAAUUUGCAUGCGAUCAGAGGGAAGUCUGAUCCGCAGGUCGUUCUGUACCAGAACGAUGAGAGUGAAGUCAUGAAUCCACGGGGCCUGUUGAUCGCAUACGCCGAAGCAUUUGUCAAGCCGGUCGUGUCAGAUUUUGACACCUUUACGGUUGGCUCCAUGAACAUGGUCUACGAGUCCUUGCCGGCAGAACAGGCAGAGCUGAUCAAGUGGCUCCUAACACACACAGAGGACAUCCUCGGAUCUCUGGACCACCAAUCCUGGAACUCGCGUUGGCUGGAAGUCCUGGCCAAAGAAAACGAGCGAGGAUUCCACCCAGUGAUCCCAAAGUUCGGCUUCGGCGACCCAACAUCGUAUCGCCUAAUUCAAGACGUCAUUGCAGAGACGGCACCCUGUGGCGCUGUGCGCCAUGGUGCUGAGUGCUGCAACCUGUACUUUCCGCAGGAGUUGGACGAUGAGUACCUCAUUGUCUGGCAGGGCUUCGAGGGCAAGCCCUGGGACUACACCACUGAGGCCGGUCUUCGAGACUUCCUCCUGAAGAGGGUCCACGAAGGCUACACCUUUCCUCUGAAUCCGGUCUGGCCUGUAAGGGACAAGGGAUGGUGGGAGAUCCUGGAGGCUAUGCUACAGCAGCCAACUGCAAAGAAAUGCUUGGAGUCAUGGAUCCCUCCGGAAAUCAAAUAUUUCGAAGCGGCAGAAGCGCUGCACAACAAAUUCAAGGAUGGCUUCAUGAUUGUCCAGAAAUAG
Messenger RNA from Symbiodinium sp. CCMP2592, 3762 nucleotides. The record is from the annotation of a GenBank genome assembly. NCBI's taxonomy places the organism in Eukaryota, Dinophyceae, Suessiales, Symbiodiniaceae.